AUGACACUUCCCAGUCUUCCGGAAAGACCGGAGAUUUCACAGCAGCCGAUGAUUGUUGACCCAGACAAGUUGGAGUACUCUCUAGUUCCACCAGAUGUCGCAGAAUCUUAUAAGCAGUUUGAAGUCUCGGUAUCGCCUUAUUUCAAAGAGCUACCAAACAACAAGCUUGACGAAUUGUAUAAGGACAAAUCUUUGAUGGAUGGAUAUUUGUUGGAAAAGUAUGGAGACCAAUACACGAUGUUUAGAGAUACGAUUGUUAGCGAUUUGAAGAAGCAAUUAGUAUACUGCCAGAAACAGUCUGAGAAAUAUGAAAAAGAAACGGUUCCACAAAUUGAUAGGAUCAACAAGGCAUUAGAGAACUACCAUACUCUAUUGGACAGGUUCAAUAGUUCACAAGUAGAAAUGUAUGAUAAAAUGAACAAGUCAUCGAAAAAGAGUAUGAUGGAGAUGAUGGAGGCCGAUUUACGCGAAGCAGAUGAUCAAUGUAAGCAGACUGUGGACGAGAUCAUGGGGAUUCCAGGAGAAGUGGCGGAGGAAGAACUUGGCAAGUUCAUACAAAAAUACAAGUUAAUAAGGCAGAAGUAUUAUCUCAAAAAGGAGAAGUUGAGCCGAAUGUCUGAGGAAAGAGUUGGCGAAAUAGUAUAG
Messenger RNA from Brettanomyces nanus, 645 nucleotides. RefSeq lists its product as uncharacterized. NCBI's taxonomy places the organism in Eukaryota, Fungi, Ascomycota, Pichiomycetes, Pichiales, Pichiaceae. The transcript has a single exon. The record is from RefSeq and is a predicted model, not a curated record. The coding region runs from base 1 to 645 and encodes 214 amino acids.